Molecule: messenger RNA, 1735 nt
Organism: Coccinella septempunctata (seven-spotted ladybird)
Lineage: Eukaryota; Metazoa; Arthropoda; Insecta; Coleoptera; Coccinellidae
Product: cyclin-L2
Exons: 7
Coding region: 82-1587 (501 amino acids)
Biological process (GO): regulation of transcription by RNA polymerase II
Cellular component (GO): nucleus
Molecular function (GO): cyclin-dependent protein serine/threonine kinase regulator activity
Source: RefSeq, a predicted model, not a curated record
UGGUCAUAACGUCACUCGGCAAACUUGACGACAUUUUGUUGGAGUGCGUUGUGAUUGAUUCUGAAUCAUUUUUCCCAAGAUAUGGGCUCUACAAAAAGUGAUUCCGUUUCGAAUAGUGCAAAAACAAGUGUAAAACCCUAUGGGAAGAUAGUUUUGACACUUAAGAAUCAACUUCUACCAGAUGAUAAGUUGAAAAAUACACCAUCUCAAAUUGAUGGCCUGGACGUUGAAACUGAAAAUGAUUUACGGAUAUAUGGCUGUGAACUCAUCCAAACCGCUGGAAUUUUACUCAAAUUACCCCAGGUAGCAAUGGCUACUGGGCAAGUUCUUUUACAACGCUUCUAUUACUCGAAGAGCCUGGUUCGUCAUCCUGUUGAACACACAGCGAUGGCAUGUGUCUGUUUAGCUUCAAAGAUCGAGGAAGAUCCUAGAAGGGUCAGAGACAUCAUUAAUGUCUUUACCCAUAUAAGACAAGUUAAUUCGAACAAGCCCAUACAACCCGUUAUUCUGGACCAAAACUACGUACAUUUGAAGAAUUUAGUCAUCAAGGCGGAACGAAGGGUGCUGAAGGAACUUGGAUUUUGCGUGCACAUAAAGCACCCACACAAGUUGAUUGUCAUGUAUCUGCAAGUCCUCGGCAUGGAAAGGAACCAGAAGUUGAUGCAGUACUCGUGGAACUACAUGAACGAUUCCCUCAGAACGGACGUUUUCAUGAGGUACCAACCGGAGAUCGUGGCUUGUGCCUGCAUCUCCCUGACGGCGAGAACCCUCAGGUUACCCUUGCCUAGGAGUCCUGUAUGGUACGGUGUCUUCGGUGCAAACGACGCCCAGAUCAGAGACAUCAGCAUUAGGAUAUUGAAGUUAUACUCGAGGCCCAAGACGAACGUCGAAGCUUUGGAAAAGAAGGUGGAAGAAUUAGCGAAGAAAUACCAAGAUGCCAGGGCCAAAGCCAAAGCCAGUUCGGGUAAUAACACACCCAACAACAACGAAGCCAGUCCGAAAGUUACCCAGAAAAGUGCAGGUGCCCAUAACGCUUGGGGUGGCUUCAUCAGCCGAUCAGGAAGUCAUAUAGUUCCUACUUUAUCAGAGAAAAACUCGAGGUCUCGCUCCCCUAGCGCCUCACCGCCCAGUAAAAGUCAUAAACGUUCCAAAAAACAUGGUAAAUCGAGAAGCCGUUCUCCGAGGAACCACAAGAGGGGGCACAAACGAAGAAGUUACUCAAGAUCAAGGAGUCCUUCCCCCAAAUCUAGGAAAACGAGGGAUAGGAGGAGAUCCAGGUCGCAAACUGUUGAAAAUGAAAGGAACGAUAGAUACAUCGAUAGGUACGAUGAAUAUAAAAAGGAUCGCUAUGAAAAGGACAGAUACAACAGCAAAGAUGAUAAAUACAGCGAUAAAGAUAGAUACGAUGAGAAGAAAGAUAAAUAUGAGAAGAACGACAGGAAGUACGACAAAGAAGAUAGAUAUAAAGAUGAUAAAUAUAAGGAAGAUAAAUAUAGAGAUGAUAAAUAUUCGAGGUCCGAUAAAGACAAACACAGUAAGAAGUCGAAGCACAAAGACGAUGAUAGGCAGAAAGACAGGAGGAGGUGAAAAUAGGGGAUUGUUUUAAUUUUGUAUAUAUUGUUGAUAAAAACAUGUCUGGAUCAAUUUAGACAAGACUUAGGUAGAAAUUUCAACUUAAUAUUUCACUUCAUUGUUUCUAUUUUUCGAUUGUAAGAAAUAAAAUUAUUUUCAAAUA